Messenger RNA from Pichia membranifaciens NRRL Y-2026, 966 nucleotides. RefSeq lists its product as hypothetical. The record is from RefSeq and is a predicted model, not a curated record. NCBI's taxonomy places the organism in Eukaryota, Fungi, Ascomycota, Pichiomycetes, Pichiales, Pichiaceae. The transcript has a single exon. Gene Ontology annotation, molecular function: aldose reductase (NADPH) activity. Gene Ontology annotation, cellular component: cytosol. The coding region runs from base 1 to 966 and encodes 321 amino acids.
AUGGCAGAACCAACAUAUAUUACACUCAACAACGGCAUCAAGGUGCCACAGAUCGGGUUCGGGUGCUGGAAGUUGAAGAACGAGACGGCUGCGGACCAGAUCUACGAGGCCAUCAAGGUCGGGUACCGGCUCUUCGACGGGGCCAUUGACUACGGCAACGACCAGGAAAUCGGGAAGGGCAUCAAGCGGGCGAUCGAGGAGGGCUUGGUGAAGCGUGAAGAGCUCACGAUUGUGUCGAAGCUCUGGAACAACUACCAUGCGCCGGAAAAUGUGGUGAAGGCCAUCAACAAGGUGUUGAGCGACUUGCAGCUCGACUACGUGGACGUGUUCUACAUCCACUUUCCGAUUGCGCAGAAGUUUGUGCCGAUCGAGGAGAAGUACCCGCCGGGGUUCUACUGCGGCAAGAACGGGUGGGAGUUCGAGGACGUGCCGCUAGCGGUGACGUGGGCGGCGAUGGAGAAGCUUGUGGAGAAGGGCAAGACCAAGUCGAUCGGGAUCUCGAACUUCAACGGCGCGUUGAUCCAGGACUUGCUCAGAGGGUGCAAGAUCAAGCCACAGUUUCUCCAGAUCGAGCAUCACCCCUACCUAGUGCAGCCACGGUUGAUCAAGUAUGCGCAGGACAACGACAUCACGGUGGUUGCGUACUCUUCGUUCGGGCCGCAGUCGUUCCUGGAGUUGGACGUCCCGGAGGCCAAGGGCGCGGUUUCGUUGUUCCAGCAUGACCUCAUCAAGACGAUUGCGUCGAAGCACAAGGUGUCGGCGGGCAAGGUCUUGCUCAGAUGGGCGACCCAGAGGGGGUUGGUGGUGAUUCCAAAGUCCAACAAGAAGGAGCGGUUGAUUGAGAACUUCCACAUCAACGACUUCGACUUGUCCUCGAAGGAGGUGGAGGAGAUCUCCAAGUUGGACAAGCACCUCAGAUUCAACGACCCAUGGACCUGGGGCGCCGAGAUCCCCAUCUUCAUCUGA